GACAUUUCAAAAAGUAUAACAGUUAUGGAUUUACAAUAAUAUAUUUUUAGCGAUCAAGUAUUAAUAUUUUAAUUGUUCUAAUUUGCUUUUUCUGUAUUCCUCUAUGCUGAAGAAUAUGUUAAAUGAAGCUACAAUUUAUUUAUUUUAUGCAUCGAAGAAAAGGCUCUUUAUAAAGGAUGCCAAAAUCCUAAUUCCAAAAACAUGGUCAUCAAGCAAAAACUAUGCAAGGCCAAAAACUGAAACCUAUAACAAGGCAGAUGUUAUCAUUGCUGAUUAUUACUUGAACUACGGAGACAACCCUUAUACUUUGCAAUAUGGUGGCUGUGGAAAACAAGGGAAAUACAUUCACCUGACACCUAAUUUCAUGGUGCUGGAUAAUUUAUCUUCAGUAUAUGGAACUCGAGGUCGAGUGUUUGUGCAUGAAUGGGCCCGGUAUCGAUGGGGAAUUUUUGAGGAGCAUAAUACAGAGAAACCUUUUUACAUUUCCGGAGAACGUAACACAGAAGCCACAAGAUGUUCUGUGGAUAUUUCUGGUGUUUACACAAAACAGGAAUGUAAAGGAACGUCCUGCACAAACAGAAACUGUGAUUUUGUUUAUGAAACUGGUCUUUAUGAGGAAGGUUGUGUAUUUGUACCUGAGAAGAACCGGUCAGUUGCACAAUCUAUUAUGUAUACACCAGCAAUCUACUCUGUAAAUGAAUUUUGCAAUGAAAGCAACCACAACAUUGAAGCUCCAAAUCUACAAAACCGUCUGUGUAACUGCCGCAGUACUUGGGACAUCAUCGCAAAUUCUGCUGACAUAAAAUCCUCUCCUCCAAUAGUUAGCACAUUAAGUAUUCCUGCCCCUGCUUUUUCUCUGAUGCAAUCCAGGGACAGAGUCAUCACUUUACUGCUUGAUGUCUCGGGAAGUAUGACUAAACACGAUCGCAUAGGACGGAUGUAUCAGGCAGCGGAUAUAUUCCUGACUCAGAUUGUAGAAACAGGAUCUUACGUGGGGAUUGUUGAGUUCUCAAGUUACCCCUUUGCGAUUUCACAACUAACGCAUAUUUUCAGCAAGGAACAGCGUAAGAAGCUGAAAACACUUGUUCCCUUUACAAACACAAAUUCAGCAUCAGAUAUUUGUCCUGGAAUCUUAUCGGCAUUACAGGUAAAUAGGAAACUUGAUGGGACUUGUUAUGGUACAGAAAUAAUUUUAGUGACAGAUGGUGCGGAUGAAUUUGAUACUAAGCGCUGUUUUCCGGAUAUCCUAGACAGUGGAGCGACCAUACAUAUCGUAGCCCUGGGGUCAGAAGCUCCAAAGGAGCUUGAACAAAUAGCAAACCUUACAGGUGGAUCAAAAUAUUUUGUAAAUGAUAAACUGGAUUCAAAUGAUUUAAUUGAUGCUUUUAGUGGAAUUCAAUCAGAAAAUGGGGAUAUUACACAAAAGGUUAUACAGCUGGAAAGCGCUGCUUUAAAUCUUAAACCAAAUAAAUGCUGGAAUGGAACCAUUUUCAUUGACAGCACUGUGGGAAAUGAUACUUUCAUUUUAGUUACUUGGCAAAGCUCAGUUCCAGCUAUUAAUGUACGAAGCCCAACAGGUUUAUUGCUCACUGUUGCCAAUUUCUCCAGUGACUCAAUCGCUAAUUUGUCUCGAGUAGAAAUCCAAGGAACAGCAGAGAGAGGUUCCUGGUUUUAUAAAAUUUGCAAUCAAAAUACAUCAAAUCAAGCUAUAGGUAUAAUAGCAACAUCUAAGGCAGCUGAUGAAAAUGUACCUCCGAUUACAGUAACUGCUUAUAUGGAUAAGGGAAUAAGCCAAUACCCAGAUCCAAUGGUUGUCUAUGUCUGUGUUGGUCAAGGGCAUCUGCCUGUGACAGAAGCAAAAGUGACAGCAAUCAUUCAAUCAGAGAGUGGAAAUUCUGUGGCACUGGAGCUUUUGGACAAUGGAGCAGGUGCUGAUAUUAUAAAAAACGAUGGAAUAUAUUCAAGGUACUUUUUUCAGUUCAUAGAAAAUGGGAGAUACAGCUUAAAAGUGCGUGUUGAAAGCAUAAGGAAUGCAAGUCGCCUCUCUACACCGAGGAAUCGAGCUCUUUAUAUACCUGGCUAUGUAGAAAAUGGUAAAAUCACUAUGAAUCCUCCAGAUCCUUCUGUAAGUGAUAAUGGCCAUCACUCUAACCUUGGGCCAUUCAGUAGAACAGCUUCUGGUGGGUCUUUUGUUGUCUCUAACGUGCCCUCAACUCCAAAAUGGGACAUCUAUAAACCAGAGAAAAUUACUGACUUGGAGGCAAAGAUAGAAAAAAACACUGUUGUGUUAACUUGGACAGCAACGGGACAGAACCUGGAUCAGGGAACAGCUUCAAGCUAUGAUUUAAAAAUGAGCACCAAUCCCAGAAUCCUAAGAGACUGGUUUGACAACUGCACUUCAAUAAAUAUUUCGGGGCUCACACCACAACUUGCUGGAUCCAUAGAAUUGUUUAGAUUUGUACCAGAAAAUGUUGUUAUAGAAAAUGGCACCAUCCUUUAUUUUGCUGUGGUUGCUUUUAAUAAAGUCUUCCAUAGGUCAGAACAAUCUAAUAUAGCGCAAGCUGCACUGUUAAUUCCUCCAGCACCAACUCCAAGUAGUUCUACUUCUUUGCAAAAAAGCACCAUGCAAAUUGUAUAUACUACAUAUAGUCACAAAACACCAAUACUAAAUGAUACCACAUCACAACCACCAAUACCAAAUGCCACCACAUCACAACCACCAACACCAAAUGACACCACAUCACAACCACCAAUACCAAAUGAUACCACAUCACAAACACCAAUACCAAAUUACACCACAUCAGAAUUACCAACAUCAGGCAGCACAUUACUUAAUAUCACAACACUCACACCUGAAAUUACCCAGCUAACACCAAAUAAAACUACACAAAUAAAAACUAAUACCACAUCUAGCCUUCCACAAAGCCACACCACACAAAAUAGCUCAGUAUCGACUGCAACUCCUAGUAUUCAAAUGCCAAACAGUACAACUCCUGAAACAAACUUUUCCAUAACAGCACCAACUACCAGUCCAAACAGCAGUUUUAGGAGACAAAGUAAGACAGUACUGGUGUUGGUACUAUGCCUAGUUGCAAUAUGCCAGUCAUUAGUGUCCAUAGUGUGAGAUGUGAAACUACUUUGAUGUGGGUUCAUCAGAGUCUGAGAGGGGGAGUUUAAAUUAAGCAAAGUGUAGGAAGAAAAUCUGUGUUAUUUUUGUGGUAGUUAAUUUUAAAUGACCCUAUAUUAAAAUAUUGUUGAUUUUUUUUUGUGUGCAAAUCUAAAUCUUGAAAAAUGCAGUUCACAAAAGAGACCGUUCCCCAUAUCAAACAAUCAUCUUUUCACAUAAUUCACAAUAGUCACAGUAUUUCAGGGUUUUCUCACUUAUGUCAUUAACAAGAACAUGUACCCACAUUUAAAAAUAUCAAUAUAUAAGGUGCUGUUGGUUUGGCUGAGCACUUGGGAUAGACAAAUGUAAGAAUUUGGACAUACGAAUGGCAGAACAAAUGUUGCCCUUGACAUUUAUUCUGUAAUUCAAAUAUGUCUAAAGAAUAAACAUUAAGGGGUUGAUCACAAUCUUUUAGAAAAACAAAUCAACUGAUUCAUUUUUAAGCAACUGUUGAUUGCUUGAAAAUGUGUUUGGAACAACAACAACAAAAUCAGACAUUUCUUAUUUUUCAAGAAAUGUACCUCAAUAUUUGAUCAUUCCUUUUUAACAAACUAAUUUGAAUGUUUUACAAAUUGAAAAUAUAAUCACCUUGUAUAUAUCUUGCCAUAUCACACAG
Molecule: messenger RNA, 3782 nt
Organism: Bombina bombina (fire-bellied toad)
Lineage: Eukaryota; Metazoa; Chordata; Amphibia; Anura; Bombinatoridae
Product: calcium-activated chloride channel regulator 1-like
Exons: 13
Coding region: 104-3124 (1006 amino acids)
Biological process (GO): chloride transport
Molecular function (GO): intracellularly calcium-gated chloride channel activity
Source: RefSeq, a predicted model, not a curated record